Homo sapiens (human) is the source of this 7160-nucleotide messenger RNA. RefSeq names its product signal recognition particle 19 (gene SRP19). Gene Ontology annotation, biological process: SRP-dependent cotranslational protein targeting to membrane. Lineage: Eukaryota; Metazoa; Chordata; Mammalia; Primates; Hominidae. The transcript is spliced from 5 exons. Gene Ontology annotation, cellular component: nucleolus; cytoplasm; signal recognition particle. Bases 91 to 396 code for a protein of 101 amino acids. Gene Ontology annotation, molecular function: 7S RNA binding. The record is from RefSeq and is marked validated.
GGGCUGUCUCGGAAACUCAGAGCCGGGUUCCUCCCGGGUUUCUGCCGGGUUUCUCCCUGCGGCUCCUGGGUUGUUGAGACUCUUGUGAAGAUGGCUUGCGCUGCCGCGCGGUCCCCGGCCGACCAGGACAGGUUUAUUUGUAUCUAUCCUGCUUAUUUAAAUAAUAAGAAGACCAUCGCAGAGGGAAGGCGAAUCCCCAUAAGUAAGGCUGUUGAAAAUCCUACAGCUACAGAGAUUCAAGAUGUAUGUUCAGCAGUUGGACUUAACGUAUUUCUUGAGAAAAAUAAAAUGUACUCUAGAGAAUGGAAUCGUGAUGUCCAAUACAGAGGCAGAGUCCGGGUCCAGCUCAAACAGGAAGAUGGGAGCCUCUGCCUUGUACAGUUCCCAUCACGUUAAGAAUGUCUGAGGGGUCAGGCGGUGCUGGCAAGAUGGCUGCACUUGAGAAGAUGACGUUUCCCAAGAAGAUGACAUUUCCAGAGAAACCAAGCCACAAAAAGUACAGGGCCGCCCUGAAGAAGGAGAAACGAAAGAAACGUCGGCAGGAACUUGCUCGACUGAGAGACUCAGGACUCUCACAGGAGGAGGAAGAGGACACUUUUAUUGAAGAACAACAACUAGAAGAAGAGAAGCUAUUGGAAAGAGAGAGGGAAAGAUUACAUGAGGAGUGGUUGCUGAGGGAGCAGAAGGCACAAGAAGAAUUCAGAAUAAAGAAGGAAAAGGAAGAGGCGGCUAAAAAAUGGCUAGAAGAACAAGAGAGAAAGUUAAAGGAACAAUGGAAAGAACAGCAGAGGAAAGAGAGAGAAGAGGAGGAGCAGAAACAACAGGAGAAGAAAGAAAAAGAGGAAGCUGUGCAGAAGAUGCUGGAUCAGGCUGAAAAUGAUUUAGAAAAUAGUACCACAUGGCAAAACCCAGAACCACCCGUGGAUUUCAGAGUAAUGGAGAAGGAUCGAGCUAAUUGUCCCUUCUACAGUAAAACAGGAGCUUGCAGAUUUGGAGACAGAUGUUCACGUAAACAUAAUUUCCCAACAUCUAGUCCUACCCUUCUUAUUAAGAGCAUGUUUACAACGUUUGGAAUGGAGCAGUGCAGGAGGGAUGACUAUGACCCUGACGCAAGCCUGGAGUACAGCGAGGAAGAAACCUACCAACAGUUCCUAGAUUUCUAUGAGGAUGUGUUGCCCGAGUUCAAGAACGUGGGGAAAGUGAUUCAGUUCAAGGUCAGCUGCAAUUUGGAACCUCACCUGAGGGGCAAUGUAUAUGUUCAGUACCAGUCGGAAGAAGAAUGCCAAGCAGCCCUUUCUCUGUUUAACGGACGAUGGUAUGCAGGACGACAGCUGCAAUGUGAAUUCUGCCCAGUGACCCGGUGGAAAAUGGCGAUUUGUGGUUUAUUUGAAAUACAACAAUGUCCAAGAGGAAAACACUGCAACUUUCUUCAUGUGUUCAGAAAUCCCAACAAUGAAUUCUGGGAAGCUAAUAGAGACAUCUACUUGUCUUCAGAUCAGACUGGCUCCUCCUUUGGCAAGAACUCCGAGAGGAGGGAGAAGAUGGGCCACCACGACCACUACUACAGCAGGCAGCGGGGAAGGAGAAACCCUAGUCCAGACCACACCUACAAAAGAAAUGGGGAAUCCGAGAGAAAAAAGAGUAGUCAUAGGGGGAAGAAAUCUCACAAACGCACAUCAAAGAGUCGGGAGAGGCACAAUUCACCAAGCAGAGGAAGAAAUAGGCACCGCAGCUGGGACCAGGGCCGCCGGAGCCAGAGCCGCAGGAGCCACCGCAGCCGGAGCCAAAGUUCCUCUAGGUGCCGAAGUCGUGGGAGGAGGAAGUCGGGUAAUAGAGACAGAACUGUUCAGAGUCCCCAAUCCAAAUAAACUAGUUUUGUUCUUAAAAAAAAAAAAAAAAAAAAAAAGAAUGGACCAGGCCAGGUAUAGUGGCUCACACCUGUAAUCCCAGCACUUUAGGAGGCUGAGGUGGGUGGAUCACUUGAGGUCAGGAGUUUGAGGCCAGCCUGGCCAACAUGGCAAAACCCCAUUUCUACUAAAAAUACAAAAAUUAGCCAGGUGUGGUGGCAGGCGUCUGUAAUCCAAGCUACUUGGGAAGCUGAGGCAGGAGAAUCGCUUGAAUCUGGAAGGCGGAGGUUGCAGUGAGUCGACAUCAUGCCACUUCACUCCAGCCUGGGUGACAGAGCGAGACUGUGUCUCAAAAAAUAGAAUUUUUGGACUAGUGGAACUACACAGCCUGCUUUCCAUAUCAGACCAUUCAAUCCAAUGGGAUUCACUGCCAUAAUCUCCAUGUUAUGAUUUUAAGCCAGGCCUCUCUUCACCUUUCCUAUUCCUUACAUUUAAAGACUCCAAAGCUUGUUUACUGAGCACAGAUCUUGGAAAACAGGAUCUUCAGACUUGGGAAAGCAUGACAGUAGAUGAUGGAAAGGUAAAGACUCAGACUAGCAUCUAGUAGUCUCGCUACACAUGGAUAGUAAUGCUACGUGCAUGAAUGUGCAAUCAUGCAAAAACUCAAAUCAGCCUUCUGCACACACACAAUGGUAGACUAAGACCUUCUGUUAAAGGUCCAAGCACUCCAAGGAAGCCAGCGCCUUGAGGUACCCUCAGUAUGUGCAAGUAGUUCGAUGUUACUCUUAGUUUUCCCAGCAACUCUGCUCUAGCAUGCCCUAAGUUUAGCCAGCAGCAGAUCUUACUGAAUUAUAAGAUGUUGCCAGAGGUUCAGAACCUUGGUUUUUUUGAGAUACGCAUUUGCAUUGACCCAAAAUGGAGAAUUAAAUGACUGUAUUUUUCACUGGCAUUAGCUUUGUUUCCUUGGCAUAGUGCCAGUUAAUUACAGCAGACCCUGCAAGACCACCUCUCUAGUUAUUUCCCUGUGGAAGCCUUUUGGUUGGUUUUGUUUUUUUGGUUUUUUUUGUUUUUUUUUUUUUUUUGAGACGGAGUCUUGCUCUGUUGCCAGGCGGGAGUGCAGUGGCGUGAUCAGCUCACUGCAACCUCCGCCUCCCAGAUUCAAGUGAUUCCCCUGCCUCAACCUCUCGAGUAGCUGGUACUACAGGCGCAUGCCACCGUGCCCAGCUAAUUUUUUGUAUUUUAGUAGAGACAGGGUUUCACCAUGUUGGCCAGGAUGGUCUUGAUCUGACCUCGUGAUCUGCCCACCUUGGCCUCCUAAUGUGCUUAGGAUUAUAGGCGUGAGCCACUGCACCCUGCUGCCUUUUGGUUUUUAAUAUCCAAAAUUCAUACAAUGUUUUACUGUAGUUGCUUAUAUAGGAAAAGCUAUACAUCCCCAAAAUGCAAUACAACAUUAUGAUAUGCAGGAAAUGUCUUGAGUAACAUUUUUGACAGAAUAUCAGAAUCCUUGGUGGACAUUUUGAAGAAUAUGCAGAGCAUCACAGGGGAUGUGCUAUGUAUUCCUGCACACAGAGCAAUUGUUACUUACUAUAUUAACUAUUUGGAGAGCAGCAAGUGUUUUUAGCAUCUAACAUCCUAACAUGAUAUUUGUUAUAUAUAGGUAUUUUGCUGUAUUUUAUUAAUACUUAGUGAAUUCGUUGAGUUUUACAUUGACAUGUAAUACAUUAAAAUUUUUCCCACUUAAAAUAGUGGAAAAUAAGCUUCUGCAUAGAAUGUAUUCCUACAUAGAAUAUCUGAUUUUCAGAAAUGGAUUAUCAAGAGAGAGACAGAUGUCCAUAUUAAAACCAGAGCAUUAAGGUGAAGUGAAAAUGACUCAUUGGAUUAAGAAUCAGGAGAGGUGGGGCUGGGCGCAGUGGCUUACGCCUGUAAUCCCAGCACUUUAGGAGGCCGAGGCAGGUGGAUCACGAGGUCAGGAGUUCGAGACCAUCCUGGCCAACAUGGUGAAACCCUGUCUCUACUAAAAUUAGAAAAAAAAUAGCCGGGCAUUGUGGUGGGCACCCGUAGUCCCAGCCACUCAGGAGGCUGAGGCAGGAGAAUCACUGGAACCCAGGAGGCGGAGGUUACAGUGAGCUGAGAUUGCGCCACUGCACUCCAGCCUGGCGACAGAGCGAGACUCUGUCUCAAAAAAAAAAAAAAAAAAAAAUCAGGAGAGGUGGGGUGUGUUUUAUGACUUUAGGCAAAUCAACCUAAGAGACAGUUUUCUCUUCUGCAGAGUUUUAGGAAAGUCACAAAUUAAUGUACUUGAAGAAAGUGUACAAUAGAAUAGUAGUAUUACCAAAUCCUAAAGUUCUUAUUGUGGAAAAUCUCUGAAAUAUUACCUGCCUAUGUAGAUGCCAACCCUUCAGCAAUCCAGACAAGCUUAUUAUCUUUUCUGGAUGAAUUAAGUGUCCACAGUUUUGUACCUCUUCAAUGUGAUUACUUUGUAGGCUAGACUGCAGACUGUUAAUUGACUACUUUCUGGUACCCUCUAGCUAUUGUCUUGAGACAGUAAAAUAAUUACUGCUCUCUAGCUACAUCCUUAGCAUUUUCCUGUUCUGAAAUGAAAUCAUUUUCUUAUGUUAAAAAUAAAGUUAAUUACUGUUCAACUCCCAAGGUGAUAUUCAGCUGCCACCUCUUACAACCCUCUCUUCUUAAUCUGUGUAACUAUUCUACAGCCCAGGAAUAGCCUGAGUUUAUUAAAGUCACCCACACAGAUCUGGCUCUUUUCAAUCAAGCUGCCCUCAAAGUGCCAGCUGAUGAUACUCCCAAGGAGACUCACAAGCCCACUGCUGCCUGCAGUUCAGACAGAGUCCAUGCUAUUUUAACUGGACUCUUGGCACUAUUAGCACUGACACAAUGACUCCUUAAAUUACGAAUUACAACAGGCCAUUCUAUUCCGUCUGUGCUUCUAAUGCUGUCACCAUGUGAUUUUCCCCCAGAAGAGAUAUUUCCCAGGUAGGGGUAUGCUUAACAUGCAGUUACGGAACUGAGAGUUAAUGUCAGAAGAAAGCUUUUGCAGUGUAGCCACAGAAUAGUUACAGGCUACAUUGCUCAGCAUGCACAAAUAAAAGCUUAAAAGAACGUGUUAAAGGAAAGAUUUCCCUGUCUUUUUAGCCUCCUACGAACAUUAAGAAGAAAAAUGUUGCGAGGCACAGUGGCUUACGCCUGUAAUCCUAGCACUCUGGGAGGCUGAGGUGUCCAAGAGGAUCACCUGAGGUCAGGAGUUUGAGACCAGCCUGGCCAACAUGGUGAAACCCCAUCUCUACUAAAAAUACAAAAUUUGCCUAGCGUGGUGGUGGGCACCUGUAAUCCCAGCUACUUGGGAGGCUGAGGCAGGAGAAUUGCUUGAAUGCGGGAAGUACAGGUUGCAGUGAGCAGAGAUCACGCCACUUCACUCCACUCCAGCCUGAGUGAAAUAGCGAAACUCCAUCUCAAAAAAAAGAAAAAAGAAAAGAAAAAUGUUAUAUUCUCUGUCAAUGGGUGAAAUAGCACAGGUGACAAUUCAGGUCAGGACCUAAUCUUGCCAGAGUUUACUCAACCUUGUUCUAAAAAUAAAUCUAGCCAGGCCUGGUGGCUCACGCCUGUAAUUGCAGCACUUCGGGAGGCUGAGGUGGGUGGAUCACAAGGUCAGGAGUUGAGACCAGCCUGGCCAACAUGGUGAAACCCCGUCUCUACUAAAAAUACAAAAAUUAGCCGGGCGUGGUUGUGCACCUGUAGUCCCAGCUACUCGGGAGGCUGAGACAGGAGAAUCACUUGAACCUGGGAAAGAGGUUACAGUGAGCAGAGGUCACGCCACUGCACUCCAGCCUGGGCGACAGAGCAAGACUCCGUCUCAAAAAAAGUAAAGUAAAUCUAGAAAAUGAUUUAAAUGAAGGUAAACAGAGGAUACAAAGAUAUUAAUUGCAGCAUUAUGUAUAAUCGCAUGACAAAUGUCCUCAAUGUCUUUCAAUUGGGAAGUAGGUAAAUUAUCAAUAACAUUAGAUAGCUAUGUCAAAAAAUACUGAAUAACAUGAGAAAAUACUCAGAAUACUGUGUUAAUUGAAAAAAGCAAGACACAGAAUUAUAUAUCAUAUGUGAUCUAAGCCACACAUAUGUUAAGACAGCAAUACAUACAUAUAUAUAUACACAUACACACAGAGUUCUGUUUUUAUUUAUAUACACAGACCAAUAUAUUUGCACAUUUUAAAAAAUAGGAAGACUACUCUAAGAUGUAGGAUUACAAAUGUUAUUUUCCUCCCUACAUAAAACACAUCCCAUCACACACACACACACACACACACACACACACACACACACACACAAAUGUAAACAGUAGGACAACAAGGACUUUGUUUUAUUCGCCAAAGUAUCUCCCAGAUGUAGAACAGAAUCUGGCACAUGGAGGUUCUAAAUAAAUCUGCUGAAUAAAGGAAUGAGCAUAUGUAAAUUUCAUAAUCAAGAAAAAAAGCUUUUAAAUUUAUUUUUAAACCCUCUUGCUCAAGGCCAGAUGUCAGAGCAAAGCUCAGAAUAUGCAUGAUCCAAUUUCUACCUAAAUACAUCAUAUAUUAUCUUCUCAACUAAGCUUUGAUGCCAAGCCAUUGGCUCCUUUUAUUUUCCUCCAAUCUUAUCAGCUGCUUUAGAAAAAUGAAAAUAAAGCCAACAAUAUUAACUCUGCAAAAAAUAAAAUAUUAAACAUGUCCUCGGGCUGGGAGCAGUGGCUCACACCUGUAAUCCCAGCAUUUUGAGAGGCCGAGGCGGGCAGAUCACUUGAGGUCAGGAGUUUGAGACCAGCCUGGCAAACACGGCGAAACCCCAUCUCUACUAAAAAUACAAAAAUUAGCUGGGUGUGGUGGUGCGUGCCUGUAAUCCCAGCUACUUGGGAGGCUGUGGCAGGAGAAUCGCUGGAACUGGAGAGGCAGUGGUUGCAGUGAGCCAAGAUGGCACCACUGCACUCCAGCCUGGGUGACAGAGCAACACUCUGUCCCAAAAAACAAAAAACAAAACAAACCCAUGUCCUUACUUGUAAGUCUCUUUCCCACACUUCCAGUCAGCAUGCGAUUGCAACAGCAUAGGUAAGAUGGAUUCUAGUCCCUAAAAUUCAAUACUCUCCUGAACCUUCUCCUACAGACGAGACUCUGCAAUUCAGAGGCCUCUUCUCAGUCUGUUCACUAGGUCAUUCAGAGUAUGCCACUAAUGUAGGAAGAAAGUAUUUUGAUUGACAGCAUCAUGAAUGUUUAAUCCUUUCAAGUAUGUUAUCUAUUUGGAAUGUAUGCAAUAAAUUCACUUUCAUGAACACUA